Daucus carota subsp. sativus is the source of this 1823-nucleotide messenger RNA. Its product is annotated as 3-ketoacyl-CoA synthase 12. Gene Ontology annotation, cellular component: membrane. The transcript has a single exon. Gene Ontology annotation, biological process: fatty acid biosynthetic process. The record is from RefSeq and is a predicted model, not a curated record. Gene Ontology annotation, molecular function: acyltransferase activity, transferring groups other than amino-acyl groups. Lineage: Eukaryota; Viridiplantae; Streptophyta; Magnoliopsida; Apiales; Apiaceae. Bases 132 to 1508 code for a protein of 458 amino acids.
ACUCAUGCAAAAGAUGAGCUGGUGGAAGUUGAGAGCUAGAAAUUUACUAUUACAUCGACUCCAUUAUAUACAUUAGAGUAUCUGAGCUAAUCUCAUCUAAAACAAAAGAAAAAAUCUUAUUUGUUUCUCUCAUGGACCAUCUCAUUUUGUACUUGUUUCCUCUCUUGUCUUUGGUCUUGAUAGUACUCAAGAUGAUUGAUAAAAAGAGAAACCAGUGCUGCUACAUACUGGAUUACCAGUGUUACAAGCCGACCGAUGAUCGAAAGCUCAGCACGGAGUUUUCGGGAGAUAUAAUCAAGAGGAACAAGAACCUGGGGCUGAGUGAGUACAGGUUUCUGUUGAAAGCCAUUGUGGGAUCCGGCAUUGGUGAAGAAACUUACGCGCCGAGGAUGGUUUUUGAUGGCCGAGAAGCGAAUCCAACUUACGAAGAUGGGAUCACCGAGAUGGAUGAGUUUUUUCAAGAUAGCAUUCAGAAGCUAUUCGCGAAAACUGGAGUUUCGGCUAAAGAUAUUGAUGUGCUUGUUGUGAAUGUGGCUACGAUGACUACGAGCCCGUGUUUGGCUUCGAGGAUCAUUAAUCACUACAAGAUGAGGGAGGAUAUCAAGACUUAUAAUAUCUCGGGGAUGGGGUGUAGUGCGAGCAUUAUUUCGAUUAAUAUUGUUGAGAGUAUUUUUAAGUGUCGAAAGAAUGUGAAUGCGCUUGUGGUGACAUCCGAAUCUUUGAGUCCUAACUGGUAUUCGGGGAAUAAUAAGUCCAUGAUUCUGACGAAUUGUUUGUUUAGGUCAGGAGGGUGCGCGAUUUUGUUGACGAACAAGGCGAGUUUGAGGCACAGAGCGAUGUUCAAGCUCAAGUGUUUGGUUCGAACGCACCAUGGCGCGAGAGACGAUUCGUAUGCAAGUUGUACGCAGAUGGAGGAUGAAGAAGGCCGAAUUGGAAUUUACCUUGGGAAGAAUCUCCCCAAGGCCGCAACUCGGGCAUUCGUCGAUAAUCUCAAAGUGAUAACACCGAAAAUAUUGCCAAUAAGAGAAAUUCUUAGGUACGCGGUCCUUGUGAUUUUACGGAAAUUGAAUACGAAUUCGAAGAAAGGACCAAGGCCGAUGAUCAACUUCAAGACUGGAGUGGAUCAUUUCUGCCUACACACUGGAGGAAAGGCGGUGAUCGACGCUGUCGGCAACAGCCUUGGCCUAAAUGAGCAUGACCUGGAGCCUGCCCGAAUGACGCUCCACAGAUUCGGCAACACAUCAGCUAGUAGCAUAUGGUAUGUCUUGGGAUACAUGGAAGCCAAGAAGAGAUUUAAAAAAGGUGACCGAGUUUUCAUGAUAAGUUUCGGUGCAGGGUUCAAGUGUAACAGUUGUUUGUGGGAAGUGGCUAGAGAUUUGGAUGAUGGGAACUGCUGGAAAGAAUGUGACAUUGACAAGUACCCACCAACAAGCUUCGUUAAUCCAUUUAUGGAGCAGUAUGGUUGGGUGAAUGAUGAAGAUAUCGACACAUUUGUUCUUCCUGAAUGAAGGGUAGUUCAGAAUUCAAGUAUGGAGCAAUAACAGUUUCGAUUCUUAAUAAGUUGUUUAUUCUCAUUUUAAUGCUUUAGUUCUUCUCUUACAGUAUUUGGUACCAAAGCAAAGCUAUUUCCUUGAACUUGUAUAUUUACUACCUUGUUUCUGUUUGAUACAAAUGUGUACUCAAAUGAAAAUCCAAAUUGGAAUAUAUACAAGAAUGUUAUAACAUCUCAUCAACCACCUUUUAUUGUUGAUGAUGAUUCAUAUAAUCCAAUUACUUCAGUGAUUUGUAUCAGAAGGGCGUAAUGGAAGGGGUUUAAUCUGGCU